Oncorhynchus masou masou (cherry salmon) is the source of this 3169-nucleotide messenger RNA. Its product is annotated as serine/threonine-protein kinase Sgk1. Gene Ontology annotation, molecular function: protein serine/threonine kinase activity; ATP binding. The record is from RefSeq and is a predicted model, not a curated record. Gene Ontology annotation, cellular component: nucleus; cytoplasm. Lineage: Eukaryota; Metazoa; Chordata; Actinopteri; Salmoniformes; Salmonidae. Gene Ontology annotation, biological process: protein phosphorylation. The transcript is spliced from 10 exons. Bases 108 to 1412 code for a protein of 434 amino acids.
AUAGAAGUAGUUCAACACAAAGCCCUUACAGUACAGUAGCGCUCUGAACGACCACAGAGCAGGAGUUUAACUCUGGGAUUUUAUCAGACAGAUUAUAGCCUGCAACCAUGACAAUAAUAAGGGAGAGAGACUGGUCUUUGUUGAUGACCUAUUCCAAAACAGGAGGACUAGGAGCUUUGCUCACUGCUUUUAUGAAACAGAGAAGAAUGGGGCUGAAUGACUUCAUUCAGAGGCUGGCCACGAGUAACUCUGACACCUGCAAACAUCCUGAGGUCCAGUCCAUCGUCAACUUGGCUCCCCAACAACAGGAGGCUGAGCUAAUGAAUGCGAACCCCUCUCCUCCUCCCAGUCCCUCCCAGCAGAUGAACCUGGGCCCGUCCUCCAACCCCACAGCCAAGCCCAGUGACUUCCACUUCCUGAAGGUGAUAGGGAAGGGUAGCUUCGGGAAGGUCCUCCUCGCCAGGCACCGAACAGACGACCAGUUCUACGCUGUUAAGGUGCUGCAGAAGAAGGCCAUCCUGAAGAAGAAAGAGGAGAAGCACAUCAUGUCAGAGAGGAACGUCCUGUUGAAGAACAUUAAACACCCCUUCCUAGUGGGACUACACUACUCCUUCCAGACAGCUGAUAAACUCUACUUUGUGCUGGACUACAUUAACGGAGGAGAGUUGUUCUACCAUCUCCAGAGGGAGCGACGUUUCUUAGAGCCGCGGGCCAGGUUCUAUACAGCGGAGAUCGCCAGUGCCCUAGGCUACCUGCACUCUCUAAACAUCGUGUACAGAGACCUGAAGCCUGAGAAUAUUCUACUGGACUCUCAAGGACACAUCAUACUCACGGACUUCGGGCUCUGCAAGGAGAACAUAGAACAGAACGGAACCACGUCGACGUUCUGUGGAACACCAGAGUACCUCGCUCCAGAGGUGUUACACAAGCAGCCGUACGACAGGACGGUUGACUGGUGGUGUUUAGGAGCCGUGCUUUAUGAGAUGCUGUAUGGCCUGCCUCCGUUCUACAGUCGUAAUACAGCAGAGAUGUACGACAACAUCCUGAACAAGCCCCUGCAGCUCAAACCCAACAUCUCUAACGCUGCCAAGCACAUACUGGAGGGACUGCUGCAGAAAGAUCGCACACAGCGACUGGGACACAGCCACGACUUCGAGGAGAUCAAGAACCACAUGUUCUUCUCCCCCAUCAACUGGGAUGACCUGACCGCUAAGAAGCUCACCCCCCCUUUCAAUCCAAACGUGACGGGCCCUAACGACCUUCGCCACUUUGACACGGAGUUCACAGACGAACCCGUCCCCUCAUCCAUUGGCUGUUCCCCUGACUCCUCCCUCAUCACUGCCAGCAUCAAGGAGGCAGCCGAGGCCUUCCUAGGGUUCAGCUACGCUCCUUCCAUGGACUCAUACCUGUAGGCCAGAACCCUAGAGAGGCAUCCUAUAGACUCAUGAUAGACCAGAACCAUAGACUCCUAUAGACUCAUGAUAGACCAGAACCCUAGACUCCUAUAGACCAGAACCAUAGACUCCUAUAGACUCAUGAUAGACCAGAACCCUAGACUCCUAUAGACCAGAACCAUAGACUCCUAUAGACUCAUGAUAGACCAGAACCAUAGACUCCUAUAGACCAGAACCAUAGACUCCCAUUGACUCCCAUAGACUGCUAUAGACUCCUGGCUAUAAACCUACAUGAAUUAUUACCUAUGGGACACAUCAUAGACAUUCCUAUGAAUUUACUAACUAGGACGGACUCCCCAUGUCACGGAGGUACACACCUGUAGUCCCCCCCCCCCCCCGUAUUUUACACAUGUCUCAGGCAGCUUUACGCCCCCCCCCGACACCCCCUCCAUCACACUCGUCCAUUCUGACUCGUCCUGUCUCCCACUGAUGGCUCAUGGCUGUGGGUGGAUCUCUAUGGGUCUGUCCCAAAUGGCACCAUGUGACAUCCUUACACACCACUCCUCACGGGUUAAAUCCAUUGCCACGGUGAUGACACACGAUUGGUUUGUUUGUCUUUGUCAGUGAGAAUGGAUUGGUUGUGUGGUGGUCAGUGGGAGGUGCACCGCCAUAGAGACCGCACAGGAUUGGUUGUCUGGAGGUUGGUGAGAGUGACGGCACAGGAUUGGUUCUCUUGUAGUCAGCGGGAGUGAGGCAGUAUCACACUGUUGUCGCUGAUUGGUUGGUCUGUCAUGACAUGACCUGCUCACGGAUUCCGACGCUGAAACGUCUCAGUUCUUUUGUCUCUUCACCCUGGGUCACGUCGACUGAAACAGGACUUCGAGGAUGAUUCAUUUAUUCAUUUAUUCAUUUAAUGAUGGUUGGUUGGUUGGUUGGUUGGUUGGUUGAUUGGUUGUGGUGAGGAAGAAAGCGAAGCUGCUAGUAUCUACGGUUCUGUAUCUAAGUUCUGUUUUAAAGAACCCGGACCGAUACAAAGAGGACAUGGAUCGCAUCCCAAAUGGCACCCUAUUUGCCAUAUAUAGUGCACUACUUUUGACCAGGGCUCUGUCACUUUGGGAUACAGAUGUGAUGGACAGAAUGCUUUGUGGUGUUGAGAUCCGUCCGAUCCCCUAGACCCUACCCCCUACUCUCUACUCCCUACCCCCUACUCUCUACCCCCUACCCCCUACUCUCUACUCCCUACCCCCUACUCUCUACUCCCUAUCCCCUACUCUCUACUCCCUACCGCCUACUCCCUACUCCCUACCCCCUACCCCCUACCCCCUACCCUCUACUCCCUACCCCCUACUCUCUACUCCCUACCCCCUACUCCCUACUCCCUACCCCCUACUCUCUACCCCCUACUCUCUACCCCCUACUCUCUACUCCCUACUCCCUACCCCCUACUCCCUACCCCCUACUCUCUACCCCCUAUCCCCUACUCCCUACCCCCUAGUCUUCCCGUCUCCUCUUGAUGAUGUAACAAUGCUCCAACGUUGUAUGAACUCAACAUUCCAUUUUAAUAUUGCUGUAUGUGACAGUUAAACUCUAUAUUUAAGUUUGUUUGUAUAUGUGGAGUCUAUUUGUGUACUAGUUUUAAUAUAUAUGUAACAGGACACUAAAAGUAUGUUUAAAUAAUGUAUUUUAACUAUUCAUGUUAAAUGUACUGUAUAUUGUUCAGAUUUGUCCUUUGCCGUCACCAUGUUCAGUCUGCAAUAAAAGGUCUGCUGUUGUUA